Molecule: messenger RNA, 8972 nt
Organism: Amoebophrya sp. A120
Lineage: Eukaryota; Dinophyceae; Syndiniales; Amoebophryaceae
Source: the annotation of a GenBank genome assembly
CGAUCCCCAGGUCAUCUUUUUCGGUGGAAGCGCGCUCCGCAAGUACGGUGUAGGUUUCUAUCGGUGGUGUACUGCUGAAGAACGGCUAAAGCAUUUAUUUUGCAUAUUUCUCUGUUCUGACUCCACUCGGUGCUUGUGUCUCAUACAACGAAAGAAAGAUGAACCAGAAGACAUGCACCAAAAGCACUUUGCACUUACUUAUUUACUAUCUUGCGCCUCUAAAUUUAUAAUUACUCCUCCUUGUCAACAGCAGGCACUCAGGAAGCUGUAGUGCUUUCUAUUUGCGAUCGUUUGUUGGUAAGUACACAAAAGUGGAAGUGCUCCUGUCUUCAAAAAUUCGUGCGAUAAUUGCUAUCGCCCAUUGAAGUUACCUUUUAUUUUGCCAAUGAUAUUAGUGUAGAAAAAGAAAAUUGAAAUUCUUUUUCAUCGUAUUAAUUUCGUUCACCGCUGUAGUUUUUGGUUUUUACAUACUGACAUUGAGAUUGAACAGUAGAUCCGAAGCCGGAUCCAGAACUCUCCUAGAAGUAGAAGAAAAAGCAGCAACAUCAUGAACAGUGGCGGAAUGAACAAGUUUGAACAGCGGGAACAACAAUGUUGCCCGUGCUGCGGGCCGACCUGCCGGUGGUCGAUGUACAUCUAUGCCAUGACCUUCGGGCUCUUAUUUUUCUAUCCACAGCAAAUAUGUCUGGGUCUGGGAGAUUGCGAGACUUGUCAUGCUAGCCUGGCAUGACUCUGAACUCUGUAUUGCGUAGCCGCGAAGAGCUCCUUCUCCCUGUCAUGCAAAAACGCAGCUUCUUAUGCGGAAUACGCAACUCAGAACCAUGAAAAAAGCUUGUCAUGCGUGGCAGCGCAUUACAGUGAGCUCACUACUCCCUUCCUUGCGUCACAAGUUUCCAGACCCAGACACUUUUGCAGUUGAUAUUUUCGUGAUGGAAUCCAUCACCGUGUCCAUGGAGAACGGGGACUGUUUAUGCAAUGAAAAAAGUGUAUACGGUUUCACACAUUGUGUUGCAGAACGCGCAUCAUGACAGACAAGCUCUCUCGUGCCGGAGAGGCAUGCGAGCAUCGUUUGAUACGUGUUUUCAUCCCUUAGGAUCAACGCAUUGCAAGUUUUCUCUGUAGUGCAGAGUUUGUGUUGCUGAAGUUGCAACAAAGGUGUAAGAACUGUAACCCUUUUUUUGUCCGAUACUUCCGCUCGACCUUCCAGUGGAGCGUGGUGUGUGCGGGCGCAGCCUACUGGAUGUUGUCUAUUGUGGUGAUCGGCAGCACAAGGGUGCUGAAUCGCAGCAACCGGAACUUUUACCGCUUCGAAAUGCUGGCCUGCGUAUUGUACGCGACUUCGUGGAGUCUGCUGAUCGCGUACCGGUGCACGAGGCAUCAUGGAAGCAACCCAACCUACGCCUACAAUCAGUUCCUUCUCAAGAUGUUUGCGGUGUUUACGCGGACAGACGACGGCGCGACCCUGGAAAACGAGGGGGAUGUAUUACUAUAUUACUUAUACAUUACUAUCUACCAGCCAUGCUCCGGCUGCCGCCGGAGCGCAAGGCUGUUGGGCCGGGGCAAGAAUGUCUGCCGAUUGGACCACAACGCCACGGGUCUAUGCACAUUGAAACGCACUGGAGUCCUGCAUCCUGUUUGCGUCGCGCCAACCCGCAGGACCGCUUGCGCGCUUCCCGCGCCCGGAGGCGCUCUGUGCAGGGAGCAGCUGCAAAGAACACCGGGGGCGAACAGAAGCCGCCUGGCGCGAGAGGGUAGCGCGGGAGGGUGGCGCGAGAGGGUGGCGCGAGAGGGUUGCGAGAGAGUCGCGCGAGAGGGUGGCACGGAAAGACGCCGAACAAAAGAGGCCCGCGAAUGGCCUGCAGUGCGAAAUAUUGGUAGCGCCAUGCGGAUUCGCGCCCGCUUGGGUGCGCUUUUACCCUCUCGCAGACCUCCCGCAGACCCUCUUUUUGACCUCUUUUGGGGGUCCCCGCUAAUAAUCCGGCUAUACUCGCUCUCGCGGGUAGAGGUCGACAGAGGUGGCCGAGAGGUGGCCAAGAGGGUCCGCGAGAGGCCGCCCCUUAUUCGCGCCACCUCUCCCCACCUCUGUCGACCUCUCGCGCCCCCUCUUUUUCUUUGACCUCCCUGCACCCUCUCAGGCACUUAGGCGGCGCUUUAGGGUGAGCGCUUCGGCGGGCUGUACUCGCGCACCCUCUCGCCGACCCUCUCGAGUGGGGAGGGUCCCGCCCCACCUCUCCACCUCUGUCGACCUCUGUUUUACCUCUUUUGGCCUCUUUUUGACCUCUCGGCCACCUCUUGUUUACCCUCUGUCUACCCUCUUGCCUACAAUCAGUUCCUUCUCAAGGUGUUUGCGGUGUAUACGCGGACAGACGACGGCGCGACCCUGGAAAACGAAGGGGAUGUAUAAAUGAGAUGCUAAAAAAUUAUUUUCUGCAUGAACACCAUGAACUUUUAAUAAGUGAGUUGCUGAACAAAGUACUAAAGAUGGUGUUCUUGGUCGUGUCCUCUUGAAGGUCUUGAAUAGAGGUGUCGUCUGAACAAGCUUCAGGUUGUGGCCGCUAUUGUAUAAAAGCUCUUAGAGUCCUCAAUGCUCAGCGCAGUUCAUCGCCGCCGCACGUUUAUUGUCACGAUCGAGCCGCUCCAUGAUAGUAACAACGAAACUCAAACAAUACAUACGUAUCAGAUCUACGGCGAGGGGGUGUAUAUGACCUACUACCUGAUUCUCUCCCACAUCGUCUUCCUGAUGUACCUAGCCCAAGCGGUAUUACAAUGAAAAAUGCCCCCACCCCCCGAACUUGGGGGCAUUUGUAUUGCAAACCUUUCCAAAUGAAACAUUCGCCCUCAUGCACCUAUCAGCAUCACAGGUUUUCAAUCGUGAAUAGCAAAAAUUCGUAUUGCAAAAGACCCCAACAGGAGCGGCGCUUGUCAUGCAAGCGAUGUCGGAUACACACCUAGAUUUUGCAGCAGAAAGGUUCAUACUCCUACUUUCACGCAUAGAUAAAAAAGUUCUUCAUUUCUUGAAAACCUUAUGCAUCACAAGUUGUUGCUGCAACUUUGGGGGUGGGGGCAUUUUUCACUGUAAUAAGCGGCCGGGGACUUUUCGGCGUUGGCCUGCCUGAAGACGCGCGCGGAACUAUCCUAAGUAAAAAUGUCCCCACACCAGAGUCAAGAUGGGAAAUCCGCUAGACAAAUCAGCCACCUCUGGUUGUUUCGCAUGACAAAUUUAAUUAUCCUCGUAGUGUAGUCCUGUUUAGCUAGUUCCGAAACAUCACAGAUGUAGCGCAUCAUGCUGAUUUUAGCAUCGCAAGUUCCAGAACAGGAGUAGAAAAUGGCUCUCAUGGGGCUCCGCAUGAGAAACUUUUUUGGCGUGCAGAUUUGCAUGACAGCUCUGAGGUAGGGAUAUUUUUACUCAGGAUAGGAACAGGACCGCCGUAUGGCGGGGUUUGACGUCCACCGCCACAUACUGUUUGCGUUGCAUAUGACCUGCUCAAGCGUUACAAUCUCAAAUCGGUUACCAUAGAAUCUGAGAUUUGUCUUGCAUGAUGAACAUGACAGACUCGGACAGCACUUUUCCACUUUCUGCAGUACAAAUGUCGCUAGAUUUUUGUAGUGCGGAUUGGGACAUCAACUCCAGGCCUUGUCAUGCAUAGUCCUAUGGGAGUAGGGUAGAUCAUGCACUUCUUGCAUCACAGAUUUCCAUAUUCUAUGGUAAACCGAUUUGAGUUUGUAACACCUGAGCGGGUUAUAUUGCAGCUCCCGCUACACAUGCUCCUGAUCCAGGACAGCGGCGUAUGCGGAGUAAAUAAAACGUGGCCCGCCCCAUAUGCAAGAGAAAAACUGUGUAAGUGUCAAUUUGUGUUGCAGGACAUGCAACAGAGUUGCGCCUGCCAUGCCAGACAGCCAUGAAGUCCUCUUUUCAUGUGUGUUUUUCCUUACAAGCCACGCAUGACAGGUUUUCUCUGUCAUGUAGAGCAAAUUUGUGAUGCUGUUUCUCAAAGAAAGUUACACUUACACGCUUUUUUUCCUGGAUAGCCCCAAGCACGACCACCUUAGUUGGGAAUUAUAAUGCUCACGCAUAGCAAUUCUUGUUCUGCAGCGUAGAAGUGCCGGUAUCUACCUUCACGAACAGCUGCAUCACAAAGACGCGGAGUUACUUCACAGCAUUACAUGCAACACUAGAAUAAAUGCCUCGUCUCAACAUGGGGAAGUAGACGAAGAUGCGCAUCACACAUGAAUUAUGCUCCUUGAGAGGAAAAUCCGCAUGAUAAAAUUAACAACAGUGGGCGUGUGCUGGGGACGCACUGAAUUUACUCAGGAUACGACGCGGUCGCAAUUUACCUUCCGGCGGGGUACAUGGGACAGGUGAUCAACAUAUGCAUUGCAAUUAUGUCUGGGUCUGGAAGGAUGCGACUUGUGAUGCUAUCUUUGGACUCAAAAAAAAUCUGUAUUGCAUGGCAGGCAAGAGGAGUCCAGUCUGCUACGCGGAGAGGGCAUUUCUCAUGCAGAAUAGGAAUCAGAAAGACCUCUAAAAAUCUGUGAUGCUAGGUCAUGCAUUACAGGCGUCAUGGGUCGUGCCAAAUAUGCAUGACAAGCCUGGCAAUCUUCCAGACCGAGACAUAUUGGCAUUUGAUACAACAGUUUCUUUCUGGUUUUGUUCUACACCUUCGUCAUGUUGGCGGCUUUUCUGAACCAGAAGCGUAUCCUGAGCAAAAAUGUACCCACCCCAGAGUUGUCAUGCAGAUUUGCAGCUACAGGAAGAUUUGUAAUGCGCAUCCACAUGAGAGGCAUUUCCAAUCGCGUUUGGCGCUUCGUAAUGCUGUCGACAGGAUGAGUAGAUGGAUUUGUGUUGCGGCUGUGCUUGCUAAACUGCACUACAAUACAGAGACGAACUUGUCAUGCUGGACCCCCAAAACUUCUCGAUUUGUGUUGCAAGAUCCCCAGCUUGACUAUGGUGUGGGUACGUUUUUACUCAGGAUAAAGCGACGGCCUAGUUCUGUCGACAGCAGCGACGACGCUGAGGAAGGUCAAGCGUUUUUAGGCGGGGGCGCCAGGAUACGGAAGGAGAUCUCGAAAUAAAGUGUCUCGCUGCGUCGAACUUGUUGUGAUUUAUUUCUGGGUUUUAGACAAGAAGGCACGGGCAUGGCAACAUGAUCUCCACAGACGCGAUCGCCUUGCAACAUGCAUAUUUAUACGCAACAAGAAACUAGUAGCCGCAUCGUUCGGUACUACUUCUACAGACGGAAAAGUAUUUCCGUUAACGUGGUUCGUUGGCUUCCCUGAGGGAGCGCGCAGGGCAGAUCUUCACUGUCAUCAUGUUAUAUGAUAUUUUUGACGACACAUCAGAAGAUUUAGAUUUAGAUUUACUCCUCCCUACAAAAAAAGAAUUCCUCGCAGUCAGACACCUUAUAUAAUUCUUUACUGGAUCAUAAAGGAGGAGCAACCUCGACAGUUACAACGCGGCGAGCCAGGUGCUCCGGGAGAAAUACCCCAGCGACGAGGUGCAGUGGCGCGAAAACGAGGACGGCGACGUCUACUACCAGGGUAGCUUCAUCGAUCUCCAGCCCGCCUCGGACAAAUCCGGGUGCCUGCAGUGGAUGCACCGGGGCUUUGCGCUCGCGCUCUUCGCCGGCGGACUGGGGGCGGUGCUGUGGCUGCAAGACCUGAACUGUGAAUCUGAAACCUACUACUACUACUCCCUCGGGGACUUCGUCAAGGCCUAUAAGACCUUCGCCGCCGGCCGCGGCCACUGCCAUCGGCGGAAUGCCUAUUCAAGAAAAAAGUGUCGUGUGGGUCGUGUAACUGUGUAGGAAGAGCAGCAUCACAAGUUCGUUUUGCCUUUACAGAAAAAAACCUGUCAUGCGCAGCAGCUGGUAGUGGUACUAUGUGAAAACACGUAUGAAGCAUGGCUAUGCCUAUGACGCACUUCCAGUAUGACACACAAGCGUAACGGUUUUGCUUUUUUUGCAUCACAAACCCACAGCUUUUUUCUUGCAUACUGCCCCGUACAGCCUGGCGGCCUGUUACUCGUUGAACACGCAAAUUGGAAACGACUGGGACGUAUCAAAAAUGCAAACAUCGAUCUGCGUCUGGAAGCUUGUGAUGCUGGUUGGGAAAAAGUCACGAGCACGGCUGCUGCAAAAUUGACGGCUAAAGAUGACAAGUUUUUGCGAUGCUGGGUGUUUUUGUCUAUCCUGUAAGUAUGACACACUGCAGGAGUUGCUCUGCAUGACAGUGUAUGACUGUACUUCUACCUCCUUUUGGUGAAGGGGAAAGUAUGUUGACUGACUGCAUACAGCCGAUCAUGCGUCAUGCUAGCCGAGCAUGUUGAGAAGAAAUCUAGUGCAUACUUCCAGACCCACCAGACGUUUUUGCAGCGCAUAGGACGCCAUGUCGAACUGUAUCUUGGCGCGGCAGUUUCUCUGGUCCGGUAACUUUACCGCCACGGAGGACGACCGUGAUACGGAGCAGGUCGACGCCUCGGACCUGCACGUGCCGGCUCCGGGCAAGGAGCGCCUGGCGGCCAGGGUAUUCACGGACUCGGAAUGGAAAUUACUGGGCCGGUGGCGGGCGGCGCUGGCGCAGCCGGGCGGGUUUGUUAGCGCACAAAAGAUCACCGGGUUCGAUCAAGCGGGCAAGCCGGUGUUGGGGGAUGUUGUCAGUUUUCCCUUUCAGGGCGACGCGGCGGAGGCGAACAUGCACGUGCGCAGUGGGGAUGUGAUCAAUAUUAUGAGAGUGCACAACUCCCCCUCCUCCUCAUUUGCCAUGCAAAAUCGCAAAUCCAGGCUGUGCCUCUUGGCACUGUUUGCAUGACAAGUUCUGGUAGCCCAAAUAGCACUACACUCCAGUGGAAAUUUGUCAUGCAGAGCCGGCAUUCUUACUGAUGCUUGUAUUGCCGUUCAUGCUAUGCAAAUGAGGGAGAGGGGGAGUUGUGCAUUGUCAUAAAUAUCCCAAUUCAGCAAGGCACCAGCACACUCGACGACUUUGAGAAGGAGUUUCACGCGAGCUUGAUUGAUGCAACGCGUUACUGCUACGUCUACCCUCUCUCCGAGUACCGGGACUACUGGAAGCCCCCCGCGGAACAUUAUGCGAUGAAAACAAACGUGCCGUCAGUUUUGUCACACCAGACACAGAUACUUACAACCGAAAAAUACGGCGUUCUUCUUGCGGCAAAUACUUAAACAGGCUAAGGUCACAGACAAGCUCACCCUCAUCUGAUGUCAGCCUGCCCGAGCAACUUCUGCAGCUUAGGAAGAGCCUAUGUUCUUAGGAACCCAUUAUAUCAAUCUCGUCCAGACGCAGACGCUGGGUUUUUUACUACUUUUUGCUUUAUGAUUUCCGACGUUUUGCCAAAAAAGAAUGAAUCAGCCAAAGUAUCUAAUUUGAAGUGUCGUCGGCGUGUAAGAACCAACUGUAGCACGACAAGAACUUUUUUCGCACGAUACGCAUGGAACAGAUUCCUCCGUGAAGUUUGUGAAAAUUUUUUCCAAUCCCUACCACGGCAACAGGGACGCGCCGGCGCAGCCGUCCUUGGACUAUCUGGAGGAUGUGAAGGCCGCGUUGCGGGACACCUGGAGUGCCGCGUUGCCGGCGGUAGACUGGGGCGCGCCCGGUAUCACAUGUAAAAACGUCCCCACCCCACAGUCAAGUUGGGAAGUUAGCAACACAAGUCCAGAAGUUUUGGGAGCCACGCAUGACAAGUUGCAGUCCGUAGUGUAGUGCAUGUUAGCAAGGACAACCGCAUCACAAAUCCAUCUGCUUAUCCUGCUUACAGCAUUAGAAAUUCCAGAACGCGAUUGGAAAUGCCUCUCAUGGAGAUUCGCAUUACAGAUCAUCCUGCAGUCGCAAAUCUGCAUGACAACUAUGGGGUGGGGAUGUUUUGACUCAGGAUACCCGGCCGGAUCGAGUACCAGGUUCCGCCCAAGCAGAGCCAAACCACCUUGGCGGACCGGGCGGAGGCCGCGGACAACGAUAUCAGCGACAUGGUGCUCAUCCCGAAAGUGCUAUACGUGCAGAGUGGGGGGUUUUCCCUAAUCGCCGGGCAAUGCAUGCGCACCCUGCGGAACGGUCAGGGCCUUCCGUAUCUCGGCGCGGGGGUGGGGCUCAGCGGGUCCGUGUGCAAGCGCAAGGACGGAUAUCCAACAAAAAGGCUGUGUAAUUGUAACUUUGUAUUGCAGACGAUGCAAGACAAUUACACCUGUAGUCAUGCUGGACAUGCAUCAGACGCUCUUUUCGUACGUGUUUUCACGUACCAGCCGCGCAUGAAGAGCUCUAUCGGUCAUGCAGAGCAAAUUUGUGAUGCUAUUCUUUCAAGGAAGUUACACUAACACAGUUUUUUUCUUGGAUAAGGGAUGGCCGGAAAAAGGAAUGGAUCCUAACUACCGCCCGAUGUGAUUUCUAUGUAUAGCAGUUGCUAUAAUUUUUAGGCGUUGUUCUUCGUUGUACACCCUGGUAGUUGUACAACAAGAACACGCUGUACUAGAGACGAGAAGCUAUGUUCAGCAUAUCUAACUGUAACUCGUGUUCAUUUUAUUUUACGUUUCGAUUCUAUUUCUUUGCACAUUCGUUUCGCUAGAUUCGUGGAAAUAAAAAUUAUCCAAGGAUCAUUCUACUGCUACUGGUAUCGGAUAAAAACUAAUGGGAACAUCAACCGAGCCAGACCCAGAGUGGUCUCAGUCCUGUUCAUCUUUUCGUCUACAUGAGCGGAAGAUAAGAACGUCGAAGACGACAAUUUUGUUGCUCCUCUCUUACAAGAACUCAAAAGUUCUUCCUCGACGCGCCUAUCUCCUUUUUCAACAUAGUACCUGAAGUUGAUAUGAAAAAACGCCGCUCCACCAGGCGCAAGGCAGAACCGGCGUCGUAGUACGUGGAACCAGAAAGCGGUAUUUAAGGCUUACAGAAAUUAGUUCCUACCCUUGUUCCCGAAAGCUUAGGUUUGAAAAAAAUGGAAACAAACCGCGAGGGGGGUUUAGCUUGCA